This is a messenger RNA of Falco peregrinus (peregrine falcon), 7478 nucleotides long. It is a transcript of the gene CPQ, whose product is annotated as carboxypeptidase Q. Lineage: Eukaryota; Metazoa; Chordata; Aves; Falconiformes; Falconidae. Bases 217 to 1803 code for a protein of 528 amino acids. Gene Ontology annotation, biological process: thyroid hormone generation; peptide catabolic process; proteolysis. The record is from RefSeq and is a predicted model, not a curated record. The transcript is spliced from 8 exons. Gene Ontology annotation, molecular function: metallodipeptidase activity.
CAGAAUUCUUUGUAUAUUAAGGUAACUUCAUUAUGUCAGAGGCUUAUUUUUCUUUAUUUAUUUUGAGCAAAUGCUGGAAAAUGGUCCAGAAUGAACAUCUUGAGAAAAUGAGUUCAUCUAUUUUUGGUUCUUUGUAACAAACAGAAGUGGAAAGGUGGUUUCUUAGCUUAGAUCAUUCAGAAUGCAGCUCGCAGAAGCUUUGAAUACAACUGUGGCAUGUACUCCCAGAGGCACAAUACUGGUGUAACCUCACCUUUACUCUCUCAAGAGCUGGCUCAACUGCUGGUUUGCUGUGUGGCUUCUGGUGGUGCGAGGUUAAUUCAGGAAUAUCCUGCAAUCAGUGUUCUGUGGCAAUCAGAUGAGGCCAUCUGUGGAAAAGAAAAAAGAGAAAAAAUGAAGUACAUAUUCUUAGUAUUUUUCAUUAAUUUAUUACCACAGUAUCCUGGGAAAUCUUUGAGAAGAGAUGACAGUUACCCAAAAACAUUGGAAGACAUUAAAAAUGAGAUAGCUGGCUAUAGUGAUAUUGCUAAAGCUAUUAUUGAUCUUGCCGUUCACGGAAAAGCUCAGAACAGAUCUUAUGAAAGAUUAGCAGUUUUUGCCGAUACCAUAGGACCUAGACUCAGCGGUUCAAAAAAUCUAGAUGCAGCCAUCAAGUAUAUGUUCAGUGCCCUGCAGGAAGACAGGCUGGAAAAUGUGCACCUGGAGCCUGUGAAGGUACCACACUGGGAAAGAGGAGAAGAGUUUGCAAUGAUGCUGGAACCAAGGAAUCACAGCAUUGCUGUUCUGGGACUUGGGAGCAGUGUUGCAACUCCACCAAAAGGAAUUACGGCGGAAGUCAUAGUGGUAGCUUCUUUUGAUGAACUGCACGAAAGAGCUCAAGAGGCCAAGGGGAAAAUCGUUGUCUACAACAAACCUUUCAUCAGUUAUGGUGAAACUGUGCGAUACAGAUCACAGGGAGCAGUGGAAGCUGCUAAAGUUGGAGCAGUGGCAUCCCUCAUUAGAUCCAUUGCUACUUUUUCUAUUAAUAGCCCACAUACUGGGUGGCAGAAUUACCAGCGUGAUGUGCCCCGGAUUCCCACUGCUUGUAUCUCUGUGGAAGAUGCUGAAAUGAUGUCACGAAUGUCUUUCCGGGGCACUAAGAUUGUUGUGCACCUGAAGAUGGGUGCUAAGACCUAUCCAGACUCUCCUUCCUUUAACACUGUGGCAGAGAUAGUUGGAAGCAAGUACCCAGAGCAAAUUGUAUUGGUCAGUGGACAUCUGGACAGCUGGGACGUUGGGCAGGGAGCUAUGGAUGAUGGUGGUGGAGCAUUCAUAUCAUGGGAAGCAUUAUCACUCAUUAAGGAUCUGGGACUUCGGCCAAAAAGGACUCUGCGCUUGGUGCUAUGGACAGCAGAAGAGCAAGGAGGAAUAGGUGCUGAGCAAUACUAUCAGUUGCACAAGGAAAAUAUAUCCAACUUUGAUAUCGUCAUGGAGUCUGAUGAGGGCACCUUCAAGCCAUCUGGACUGGGAUUUACUGGCAGUGCUAAAGCUCGGGACAUUGUGAAAGAGAUCAUGACUCUGCUGCAGCCCAUCAAUGUUACAGAUGUUUAUGACAGCGCAGAUGGAACAGACAUUGACUACUGGAUGAGAGACGGGGUGCCCGGUGCCAGCUUGCGUGAUGACCUCAGUAAAUACUUCUGGUUUCAUCAUUCUCACGGGGACACGAUGACAGUUCAGGAUCCAAACCAGAUGAAUCUGUGUGCUGCUGUUUGGACUGUUGUCUCCUAUGUAAUUGCUGACAUGGAGGAGAUGUUGCCAAGGUAAUAAAACAGCAAGAAAGAAGAUUUCUGUUCUUCAGCAAAGACUGUGAGUCCACUAAUGCAUGUGGUUUACAGCUGUGGGAAAUUCUGCUUUUUACCCUGAUUUUGUGUAUUAUGAUGUCAGUUUUCCUCAAAACUCAUGUGCUCUUUUACACAUUCCUGUUCCUUUUUGCUGUUUUGAUAUCUUCCAUUUGUGAUUUUUACUUAAAAUUUCUUCUAUUAAGUACUUUUUGAAUUUCUGAUGCAGGUAUAAUACCUCUUUGACUAUGACAUAAUAACCAUUUGUAUGCAGAGUGGUCCUGUGCUGCAGUAAAAAUAUACCAAAUAAAUUAGUUGCAUCAGAAUAAUUAAUGUAUUGAGUUAGUGUACACAUUUAUGGUUUUGUUCUCUGUCUUUCACUCUAUGCAUUAGAAUGAAAUACUAUUAAUGAAGCAGCCCUUUUUACUCUCAUAAGAUAAUACUGUAGUUUCUAUACAGUUUUCAGGUUAUUGGACAAAUUCAUCUUGGCUGUUUUAAUGGUAAUAUAUGGUAAAAUGGUCAAAUAAUGGUCAAAAUGCUAAAAUAAUAGGGCUUUUAAUAGUUUGUUCAGCUCCUGCUGUUAAAUUUUACUAAAGGUCACUUGAUGUGAGGCUCAGAUAAAACACAGCAUAGAGGACAAGAAGCCAGCCACAGGACUCCCAGAUCUCCUGUGUUUCUUCAGGAGAAAGCUGUGCAUGUCCUUUUCUUUCUGAUGGAAGACUCACCAUAGUGACAUGCAGAGAAUUUCAUGUGGCAGUUUUUCUCUGAAAUGCCAUGAUGUUUCAGAAACGGCGUCACAGCUGUGAUUUGUGACCUUCACUACCUGCCAGCUGAUAUCCAAACGAAGCAUAAGAGCAGAUUUUGAUUCCGACUUCUGAAGCCGUUCCCAACUGCCCCUCUCUUGCAGAGAUGCUCUCCUGCUGGAAGCUGGGUGAGAGGACACUGGUACAUAUGCACUUUGAUGGAGGAAUUAACCUGGGAAUUUCAUUCUUGUAUACUUUGUUGGGUUUUGGUAUUUUUCCUGCUCAAAAAUUAUGACCAUUCAGAUAACUUCAGGGCUAUCUAUAGAGAAGAUAUAACUGGUGUUGGGGAAUAUUUUCAGCUGUAUGAUUUCUGUUCAUUUCUUUGCGACAUGGCGCUUGUUUCUGCUUUUAAAUUUUACAAUGAGCAAGCUUACUGAUGUGAAUAACUGCUGCAAUAUAAUCAACACCAAACAACUAAUGUAACGAACAAUAUGGAGUAUUAAACCAAAUGGCAGGCAGUCCCUGGUGCUGUUAAUCAGUUCUGUCAUUGAGCAGUAGCUGAGUGAUGAGCCAUUCAUUUUUAUAGAAUUAAUAACCAUGAUAUCUGUUUACCAUGAUAAUAGCUGUUUUACAUCAAAUUUAUUAAAUAUUUCAAUUUUCCCUCCAAAUCACUUCAGGAACAUAAAGGCUGCCUGGAGAUACUCUGCUCUUUCUUUUUAAAGAAUUAGUAUUGAUAUAAAGUUAGCAAAAUUUCCUCUGCUUCCAAGGCAUGAUGUUUAUGCUUCUUUUUCCUGGUUUGCUAGACAAGAGCACAGCUGGUGGUGCUCACCACUGACGUGUCCUCAGCUGUCUCUAAAUCCAGCUUUUUGACCUUCAUGGGAUAUUACUAUUUCCUGAACUACAUUCCACGUCUUUCACUCUCAAGGUAUGCCACUUUGUACAUCAGAGAUUCAGAAGGGUUUUCCAUGAAGUUACAUUUAUUGUUACAAAUCUUAACCUCUGCUCACAUGGAAACAGAGUUUAUUUGUGGUUUUCUCCAUUGCCUCAAGUCAAAUGGAGAAUCUCUGGUGUCAAGAAUACUUCUGCAGAGGAGAAGAACACUGCGUUAUGCAUGUGGCACCACAGCACAUCCCAAGAUGUACUUGUUGGCUCCUAUGAUCCAUAAGAUAAGCCUCAAAGAUUAAAACUUGUGAUGCCCCUGAAGAAAAUCUAACCUUCAUGUCAACUUCAGAUACACUUCUCUGGAGAGAAGCUUUACAGAGUGGGUUUGGAAAAAAAUGUUCAAAAAUCAAAAAAUUGCCAACUUAUUUUUAUAGAAAUGGUGAAAUAGUGAAAUUUAAAACAUUUUAGUUUUCAAAUUGACAAAGAAUUUUUUACAUGUAAACCCAGGUUCCAUUAAAAUAAGACAUUGGCUUUUUGAUUCCUCUCAUCUGUAAUAGUUCUCAGACCUAAAAGUCCAACUAUUCACAGUGCUCUCCUCAUAACCUGUCUGUUCAGAUGUACCUCUCUCAAAAAUUUCCAUAAAUGAAGAGAUGCUAAUACAUUUCUUUCCUUUCCCAGUGGGAUUUUUUACCUUCUGUGCAGUAGCUCAUCUUUAUCCCUGCUCAGUGUAGCAAUUAUACUGUUUCAAUUAGUGGCAAUUAAACAUAUAUUGGCUGGUCAAUUUUCAGUUCAAGAGCACUUCUAAAGCGAUCCAGAAAACAUAACUUUGCUUUCCACUGGCAUGCCCCCUUUGAUCUUGGAGGAUGUUUCUCAACUUUACUUGAGAAAGUAAUAGCUGAAGAUACCAUUUUUAUUAUUAUGAUUGUCAGGGUCAGCUGCCAUAAAUCUGUGCUUUUCAUAAGUAUUUUGAUGACAUUCUAAGGUAAAGGGGCCAUGUGUACAUUUCCCUCCACUAAAAUAAAAUGCUAUCUUUGACUAGAUUGCUUUUUGCCUGCAUAGAUGUGUGAGCCGAGAGUUGAAAAAACAGCAGCAGCAUUUAAAUAUAUGUUAAAAAUUUAAAUUUCAAAUAAACAUUUUCCUCACGGUAUUACAAAUCUCUUGCAUCUGCUGGGAAGGGAGGCCCCUGGGUAGCCUUCCUUUCUGCUGCAGCUCGAAGGUUUCAGACAUAGUUAAAGAAGGACAGGGCCAAUACAUAAUUCAUUUACCCAACUAGACUAUAACACAAAUGCUGAUGAAAAGUCUCUUUUCAAUACUGUAUAAUGUAACAUAGGUAAUUUUCUGAGUAGUAAAAGAAUUGCAGGAUAGGAAACCGAGUUGGCGCUUUUGUCCUUCAUGUGUCAAGACAUUAUUGGAGUUUCACUGUCUCUUUGAAUGAUUCAGUUCUAGGUGAUCCCACAAGAUCUUUACUUCCUUUUAAAAUAAUUAGAAACAAAGAAAGAGAGCUGUUUCCUGGAACAAGAGAUGAAGUGAUGCUUCUGCUGCUGCUACACUGCAAAUAUCCUUGGCUGUAUAUUUAGUUAGUAUGCUUCCCCCGUAACAGUUUAAGACACUUCCAUUUACCAUAAGUAAAUAUCAAACUGAUCUUGAUAUCUAUAUCUGUCUCAUGAAAUAUACAUACCAUCUAAAUGUGCCCAAAUGAUUAAUUUACUGCUGUGUAAUGAUUAGCAUAAAAAUCUCAUCAUUGCACAGGAUAGAAAUGUUACCACUAAUUGCUGGUUGAAGUGAACAAUGUUUUCUGCAUAGAAAUUAAUGAUGCAUGCAUCACAGCUCUUGAAUGGGAAAAUUCAAGACUUUCUGGAAAAGGAGCAUCUUUGGGGGUUUUUUCUUCUUUUUUUCUGCUAAAUCAUAGGGGAGAUGGAUCAUAUGUAGUAGAAGGGAAUAUUAUUUUGUGCACAGUCCAUUUUAUCUUUGCACCACACUUACAGAAAUGUUUUAACUUACACCUUUUGUAAUCUUCUGUGUAUAGCAGAUGCAUGGAAGCACUGUCCAACGCACACCAUAGUCUUUCAUGGCCAUUGAUUCUGGAAGCUCUAGCCCUUUUGCCCAAAGGUUUGACCAGCUAUGGAGCUGUGAUUUAUAGUUACAAUUGUUCAAUAAAUACAUUGUGUUAGCACCUGAUUAAGGUCUUUAGGCUCCUCUCUUCUUAAUAAUCCUCUUUGCCUUUGGAGGAGGGACAUCAAUGACAAGUUUAUAUCCAGCUCUGUGUCUAGCUUGCAGUUUGAUUUCACUUCAGGACAGAUUAAACACCUUUAGUUUAUGUUAAGUUUUUAUUUUGGGGGUGUUUUUUUGGUCUUUCACUGUCAUUUGCAGCACCUGUACUGUGAUAUGGAUAUCAGGAAUGAGUAUGCGACUGAAAAAAUCUGCGUAUUUUGUGCCUUGGGGCUCAGGAACUGCAAGACGCAAUUGAGAUGACUCUGAAGAGCAACACAUAAGCACAUGGGUGAGAGCUCCAUCAGGGCCACCACUUGCCAUUACCACUGGCCUGUGUUACUGGCAGACAGAGCUUUGUGAUCAGUGCAAUGAGUUUUCAUCACUGGUCAUGAUUUUCUAUAUAACUCCAUGAAAAUCAGGUUUAUAGAAAGCAAAGAGGGAAGCUCUGGAGGACAGACCACAAAAAUUAGAGCAAGGUAACACUGAGGCAGGGGCUGUGGCUUCAAGUACCGAUGUUUUACUUUGCUUUGCUGGAUGAGUUCGGGAGCUCUACGUAAACCUGCCCGAGUUUCACUGCUAAAUGGUGGUGGUGGUGGUGUUUGCUGCUCAUGUUUGAUGUAGUCUGAUUUAACAACAGUGUGUUAAAACAUAGAUGCGUGUAAAACAUAAGUUCAUAGCAGAAGUGAGGUUCUAUUGGAGGAGAGGAGUAAGGGGUUAAUGCCUUUUAGCUGCAUGAGAAUUCAUCUGUAAAAUGUGUCUUUUACUAAUUACCGUUUGCAUUUACAUUACUUGCAUUAUUUGUAUUUACAUUUGCUAAUUGCAUUUACUAUUUGUCAUGACAAACAAAAAGAAAUAUUCCUCCUUCAGAUACUGCCAUUUCAAAACAGAAUUUGGACAUUAGGCAUAUCCAUUUUAAACUAAUAGUACUUUGCAUCCAGGAAUGGUGUGGUAUGAUGUAUGCAAAAUGGUCGCACACAAUGCCAUCUAUAUAUAUAAUUUCACAGCUUUGGACCAUCACACACAUGCUAAGUCUGUUUCACAAAAUCAGUGGCCGUACAGUGGGGCAGUAUGGGCAAAGGGAAUAGGUUAAAUGGUUUUCAAAUAGCCAUGCAGCCUGUCAGUCCUGAAGUUAAGUUUCAGAUACAGAAGUUCCUACCUCAGCCAAACUGUGCUGCCCAUAAAUGAGUUACUAGUUUGUUUUUAUACCACUGAGGUGAUUUUGAAGCUGAAGUAUAACAUUUAGUGCAAAAGUGACAUUUUUGACUGAGCAUGUGCAACACUGGACUGCAAAUUCAAGAGAGAGAAAUGAGAAAAUUAUUUUUGUGGUUUUUCUCUCAGUUAACCAAGCUAGUGAUUUAUAUUGACCUUAAAACAUAUUAACACACACCUACACACAUUUCUCCCUCUAUGCAUAAUACGGAAAAUCUUUCUUAUCAAUGAUUAUUUCAUUUCUUCUUUUUAUCAGGGUGUGUACUUUAUAAGCAGAAGUUGCCAAAAAAUAUCUGGAUUUACAGAGUAGCAACUAUAUUCUUAGUCUCAGUAGGAAUUCAGGUAAUAGUGCAGCAAGCAUCUUGAUAAGACUGAUGUCCUGUGCGUGGACUGAAUCUUUGGGAAAGUCUUUGAAACUGUGAUUUCAUUGAGGUUCUUUGUGGCUUGUGUUAUAAUUUCUGGGAUAUUUUGACUUCACCUUUGUGAAUGUGAUUAUUCAAUAUGUUACUUAUCUUGGAUUGUCUGUAUCUUUUGCUUUUUCCAGGGAUGUUAUGGCAGUGGUAUAGCUACAGAGAAUUCAUAUCAUUGCCUGUACUUAAAAGCAACUUCCCCAGUU